AUGACCCCUGCGAGACCCAUUCCGAAACGCUGGAAGCUCCUCGCGCACGACGCUGUACACUGGCGUCCGCCGUUCAGCCCUUCUCCGAAAGAUGCCUCAGCGAAACACAGCUAUCACCCGUACGGACGGAGCCCCCCGGCUACCCCGACAUCCGCGUCGAAUCGCAAGGCCGAGAUCAAGGACGAGGUGGGAAGGCGUUCCCCCAGCUCGAACUCGGACUCGUCUCUGUCGUCAUUGUCGCCGUCACCUGAACCCGAACUCCCUCCACCCCAGACCUUACAUCCACUUUCCGACUCCGCUCCAUUAUACCACGAACAACUCUACUGGGAUCAGUCCCCCCACGAGCUUGCUUUGCCGACACCGACCUCGGCGUUGGGUCUCUCGGAACUGCCGUCGCUCGCGCAUGCUGCCCUCACCUCAUAUCCUCCAUACCCACCCACCAGCGCAUCUUUAGAAGCUGAAGUGCGCCUUGCCCAGCUCCUUCACGCGUCUCCUCCAGAACACCGGAAUUACUUGACCCCCUCUCCAACACCCAGCCGGGACGAGUGGGAUCCGUGUGACGCCUACAUCCUCUGGCCCGAGGAGGAGAGCAGGCCAACUCCGAGAAUCAAGCACAUGUGGACUAGCCCUAUGCACCCGCCCGAACUCAGGUUCCUGACUCUGCAAUCUGGAGGAGGGUACGAGGAUGGAGUCAUCUACGCUCUGCCAACCAAGCUGUUACCCUUCUUCGCGCGUCUGCAGUGGGUCACUGCCGUUCCAGGGCGGCGUGUCAUGCUCCCUGCCCAGAGCCGGUUCGCGGUGCAGCGGCGCGAGGCCGCAGACGCUAUCAACCGCCUGUUGGAGAAAGAUGGGGCGUGCGCAGGCUGGCACGACCCGGUCUCGCCAGCUUGCCAGCCUCCGCGAUCAGCGCUCCAGCCCUUCUGCCUCCUUUGCGAGGUCACCUCAAUACCACGCAGACCCCUCUCCCCCCCUUUCUCCGACCUCGCCUCAACUUCAUCUCAGCCUACGUCCAAUCUGACACGACCCCAACAAUCUCGACUCACCCCGUCACCUACCGCAUCUCCUCCCACCAGCUAA
Molecule: messenger RNA, 1077 nt
Organism: Trichosporon asahii var. asahii CBS 2479
Lineage: Eukaryota; Fungi; Basidiomycota; Tremellomycetes; Trichosporonales; Trichosporonaceae
Exons: 3
Coding region: 1-1077 (358 amino acids)
Source: RefSeq, a predicted model, not a curated record